CUAAACUGUAGGUUGUCGUUUCCAAGCGUUUCACAGCUGGUGUCAGUGCAGUUUUUAAAUUAAAAUUAUUUUCAAGGAAAAAAUGAGACGGGUUACGCUUUUCGUUAACGGGACUUCCAGGAACGGCAAGGUUGUAGCAGUGUACGGCACGCUAGUUGACCUCCUGUCAAUGGCCAGGACCAAGCUGGGAAUUAAAGCAUCCAACAUAUACAAUGUAAAAGGAGGCCUUAUUGAUGACAUUGCACUUAUCAGAGAUGACGACGUGCUCUACGUUUCUGAGGGAGAUGCCUUUGUUGAACCACAGAGUACUGAGAGAGCACCAGAGCAGCUCUGCUUCCCGGCUCACACGGACUGGCUCACUCUGAACGUCGGGGGGCGCCACUUCACCACCACACGGAGCACGCUGGUGAACAAGGAGCCUGACAGUAUGCUGGCACACAUGUUCAGAGACCAAGACGUGUGGGGCAACAAGCGGGACGAGCGGGGGGCCUACCUGAUUGACCGCAGCCCCGACUAUUUUGAGCCUAUCCUGAACUAUCUGCGCCACGGGCAGCUUAUUGUCAACGAAGGCAUUAACCUACUGGGGGUUCUUGAGGAAGCCCGGUUUUUCGGAAUGGAGCAACUGGCAGAACAGCUAGAGGGACUGAUAAAGAACUCACAGCCUGCUGACGAUCACUCCCCAAUCUCCCGCAAGGAGUUUGUUCGCUUCCUGCUGGCCACGCCCACCAAGUCAGAGCUGCGCUGCCAGGGACUGAACUUCAGUGGUGCUGACCUGUCCCGCCUUGACCUGCGCUACAUCAACUUCAAGAUGGCCAAUCUGAGCCAGUGUAACCUAGCUCAUGCCAACCUGUGCUUUGCCAACCUGGAGCGGGCCGACCUCUCAGCCGCCAACCUGGACAAUGCUAAUUUACAAGGGGUGAAGAUGCUGUGUACCAAUGCAGAGGGUGCAUCCCUCAAAGGGUGCAACUUUGAAGACCCAGCAGGUGUGAAGGCAAAUUUAGAAGGGGCCAACCUGAAGGGUGUGGAUAUGGAAGGCAGUCAAAUGACGGGCAUCAACCUGCGCGUGGCAACACUGAAGAAUGCCAAGCUCAAGAACUGCAACCUGCGGGGGGCUACCCUGGCUGGCACUGACCUUGAGAACUGUGAUCUGUCUGGCUGCGAUCUCCAGGAAGCAAACCUACGAGGCUCCAAUGUCAAGGGUGCCAUCUUUGAGGAGAUGCUAACCCCUCUGCACAUGUCUCAGAGCGUGAGAUAACCUCUUGCCCUCGCUGGCCAGUCUACAGGGGUUGUCCAGACUCAGACCAGGCCUGUUGUGCUUUGCUGUCUGGAAGAUAAUUCCUGUCUUUGGGGGCAGUCUCAUGUCUUUCACUUAGCUUUGUCCAUCCUGACGCAUUGCUUUACUCACGUUUGAAGUUACAUCCUUAGCCAGAAUGGCCUUGUAAAGUUCACUGGCUCCUUGCUACACCAAUGAAGGGAUUGCAGAGCAUAAAAGGACUAAACUGCGAUUUAGGCAAAAAUGGGGAGGACUCCUUUUGCCAGUAAUAUGUCAAACUACUCUAUGAUUCUACUGCUGUCCAUUGUUCCCUUGUUAUGAGGAAAUCUGAACUACUGUCUGAGCUUGUGUCUGUAAAGUGGGGAUUUAAUGAUCCAACAAACCAUGUCUACAAGUCACACCCCCCGAAACAGUGCCACUUGCAUUUAAGUACAAGUAUAAUACUCUGUAUGCAUGUUAAGUAGCAAAUGGUGUAGAGUCUGCAUGUGAUGGAAUGUUUGCAAAGGAAGCUUGUUGUGAAGGUGUCAUUUCAUACUUCUAUGUUCAUAACAUCAGUUUGCACGUUGGUUGUACCCAUUCACUCUACAGGGGCUCUUCAGUUUAUGCACACAUUUAGGCUCAGAAUUGCAUAUAAGUUAAUUUGUUCAUAAAACCAAAGUCCCUUUUUCCCCUAAGUCAGUCAGGGAAAGGUUAAUAGAAGCAUCUUUUAUUUUAUUUACAGAGUAGUUAUGUAGAAAUCUCAGGUAAAAUAUAAAGCUUGAGGGGAAGUCAGGGAAGUACCUCUGAAGUAAGUUACAUGUAUUUAGGCUGCAUUAAAACUUAAAGUCUUUAAAAGGAAAACUUUACAAUGAAUGAAAAGUAUAACUUCACAAACUAAAGUUUGAUGCUGAGCAUGGGUUUAUGCCAUAAACAUUUAUCAUUCUUCAUCUUGUUAUUGAUCACCAACAUUCAGGAACACCAAGCAUGAGGUGUAAAUAAUAUGGACGUGAGCUGAGUUAAGGUGGUCCCACACUCUUAUGGGGUGCUCUUCUGUGCAAAUAGAGUAAACACAGGUUGUGAUUUCUUCACAGCAAACACCAAUUUUAGCAAAUGGAUUGGAAAAUGCUAUUACAGAUAAACUGGAAAAUGGGCAUAUCUUUGAAAAAUUUUCAUUUGAACAUUUGUAACAUAAGGGGCUAGUGUAUUUUCUAUUUGUUCAGCACAAUUCAUCCAACAUCAUUAUUGUUUAGUUUGAGUGCCUUUUUCACUGGUGUGUAACCUCAAGGCCUACUGUUGUGAUUCUGCAGAGAGAAGGUCCUGUGUGUUCAGCUACCAGCUCUCCCUAGAAAAGAUGUAAAAUAUUUUAUAAACUGUCCAUGAUUACUGGACUGUGAUCAUUCAUACAGUUACUUUUGUAAAAGAAAUGCAUUUGUAUUCUUUUAAAUGUUCACUUUCUGCAUAUAUAACUACUUAAUGCACCACUUACAAUGUUGUCCAUUAUGCUUUUAUGUGUGCAUAAGAAAAAGGUGUUCAUAAUAUCCAGUGAAUUAUGUUGUCUUUUCUUACAAAGAUGAAACUGCCAUGAAGCAUAGUUCAGGAAAUGAAAAAAAUCCUUGCAUGUGUGGAGAAAAGGAUGUAAAUUUUCCCCAGAAGAGAAUAUUUUGCAACUGUUGGCCCUCUACAUAUGUAAUGAUGAUAAUUGAUAAUUUACUAAUACACACACACACACAGACUGAAACCGCUUGUCCCAAGUGGGGUCACAGCGAACGGG
Scleropages formosus (Asian bonytongue) is the source of this 3023-nucleotide messenger RNA. It is a transcript of the gene kctd9b, whose product is annotated as potassium channel tetramerization domain containing 9b. Bases 83 to 1255 code for a protein of 390 amino acids. The record is from RefSeq and is a predicted model, not a curated record. Gene Ontology annotation, biological process: intracellular signal transduction; protein homooligomerization. Lineage: Eukaryota; Metazoa; Chordata; Actinopteri; Osteoglossiformes; Osteoglossidae. The transcript is spliced from 12 exons. Gene Ontology annotation, molecular function: protein binding.